Molecule: messenger RNA, 770 nt
Organism: Hypanus sabinus (Atlantic stingray)
Lineage: Eukaryota; Metazoa; Chordata; Chondrichthyes; Myliobatiformes; Dasyatidae
Product: acylphosphatase-2-like
Exons: 4
Coding region: 126-485 (119 amino acids)
Molecular function (GO): acylphosphatase activity
Source: RefSeq, a predicted model, not a curated record
GAGUGGAUCCUAAAAGACCGGAACGGAGCGAUUGGGACUUGAGUCGACUGGAAUGGAGUAAGCAAGACUGGAUCAGUGUGCCUUCGGAAGGGAGCCGAUGUUUUAGCGCUGCACUGAAGUUGCUCAUGAACAGUGCUGUUAAAGCAGCUUUUUGCUUUAGUUUAUUGGUAAUAAUGUCAAACGUGAAGACGACUGCAGCACGAUUCAAAUCGGUAGAUUAUGAGAUAAGUGGCCGAGUGCAGGGGGUCUGUUUCAGAAUGUACACAGAGGAUCAAGCAAGAAAACUUGGUGUUGUGGGAUGGGUUCGAAACACCAGAAGAGGAACUGUAGAUGGACAAGUGCAAGGCAAGGAAGAACUGGUGGACUCAAUGAAGCACUGGCUGAGCAAAGUGGGAAGUCCAAGUUCACGGAUUCAUCAGGCACAGUUUUCAAACGAGAAAGAGAUCAGCAAACUGGAUUUUAGCAAUUUCACCACCAGAUACUGAGAGUGUGAUCUUAUAUAAGUCCUCAGCUCAGAGCCAUUUGGAAUCCUAUUAGCUGUCUUCAUGUUCAGCUGAGUGCCUCUAAUUGCAAUUAUGCUGCUUGUUGGAAAAGCUCUCCCUUCAUUGUUAAAUUUGCAAUAAUCUACUAUUAAAGGAUGACAUGUUACAGCUUGUACUAAUAUACACAAGGAUCCUCCUCUGUAGAACUGCAGAAGAGGUUUUCUUUUAAAAGGUGCUAUUAAGAGUACACAUUCAUCAUAUUAAAAAUAAAUAUUUUUUCAGACAGCU